Molecule: messenger RNA, 1519 nt
Organism: Alnus glutinosa
Lineage: Eukaryota; Viridiplantae; Streptophyta; Magnoliopsida; Fagales; Betulaceae
Exons: 13
Coding region: 113-1366 (417 amino acids)
Molecular function (GO): protein binding
Source: RefSeq, a predicted model, not a curated record
UAACACCGCAAUUCCUCAGGCAGAAACAAACGCUGCGUUUCGUACGUAGUCUCUCACACUUCGCUCUGUUCAUUCUCGCAACUGUAUCUGCUCACUGCGCAUUCUCACUGAGAUGAGCAACCAGGCAGAAGAAGAUACAAUGGCCAAAGCCACAAUCGCAGCCGAGGACCUUUACCACAUUCGGGACGCGUAUUUUCCUGCAAACCUAGAUGAGAAAAUCUCCAAACUGCAAAAAGAGUCCGAUCUUGCUCUCAAGCUCCUCGAUUCCGUUCCUUCAGAACAAAGGAAAUCACCCAUGCAGCGUGCAACAUAUGAAUAUCUGAGAGGAAAGAUACUAGAUGUAUUUCCAGACUAUAGGAAAGAAGCAGAGGAUCAUCUCUCAAAAGCUGUUAAGUUGAAUCCAUCUCUUACAGAUGCUUGGCUAUGUUUAGGCAACUGCAUUUGGAAGAAGGGAGAUCUAUCUUCAGCAAAGAACUGCUUCACUCUUGCAUUAAGCAAGGGUCCUAACAAAAAAUUACUUUGUCAGUUGUCCAUGCUUGAAAGAAAAAUGGCUCAAGGAACUGAGAAUGAGGCAAAACUUGUCGAGGAAAGCAUUCAACAUGGCAGGGAAGCUAUUACUUUGGAUGUCAAGGAUGGGAACUCUUGGUACAACCUAGGAAAUGCGUGUCUUACAAGUUUUUUUGUGACUGGAGCUUGGGAUCAUAGCAAACUUCUGCAGUCUUUGAAAGCAUACCAAAAUGCUGAGAAAGAUGAAAGAAUGAAGCCCAAUCCAGACCUUUAUUUUAAUUGCGCCACUGUAAACAAAUAUCUAGAGAACUAUGAGAGGGCCCUUAGUGGAUUUGAAUCUGCUGCUUUAAAGGAUCCUGGUCUCAAUGCCACAGAUGAGGUUCAAAAGCUGGUUAACCUUCUUGACAAGUUGGAGAAUAUGUUGAGGGGACAUGCUAGAGCUAAACGACUAGCAUCUUUAGUAUCAUCGCUGGAUGCUGUUAAUUUGAAUUCCUCAUACAAAAGAGCCACUAUAGAUCUUCUGUCAGAAGGUUUAAACAAAGCAGUGGCAGUAGUUGGAAAAGUGCUAUUCUUCAUUAAGCAUGAGAGUAUCGCUCCCCUAUACUACCUGGUAUGUGAUUCAAAUCAAAUAUGCUUCAUUCUAUCGGUGUAUGGUAUACACAAUGAUGCGAUCAAAGAAGGUGAUCAGCUAACUCUAUUGGAACCUUGUUAUCGUUACAUUGAUUUUUCUUGGAAGGAAAAGCACUACCAGUUCAAAUCAAUCCGUGUCGAUUUCUUGGAACAAACUCUUGUGAAUGGGAAAGCCCCGGCUCCUCGCCACGCAAUCCGUACAUCAAUCUAUGCACAACAUAAACCAUGAACAGUCAAAUCAAGUCACUUGUGUACUUUGCCUGGGUUUUGGGUUUUUGUUUGCCCUCGUUGAUUUGUGCUGUAUCAUUUGUAAAUAAUAUAGGGAAAAAGAAGAAAGAGUAAAAUCUGAGAUACGUUUUUGCCCCCCCCCCCCCCCCCCCCC